Messenger RNA from Cuscuta campestris, 4201 nucleotides. The record is from the annotation of a GenBank genome assembly. Lineage: Eukaryota; Viridiplantae; Streptophyta; Magnoliopsida; Solanales; Convolvulaceae.
GAGAGUUUAUCAUACAAAAGGAGAUCACACCAUUCGUCCAUAUUUUUGUGUAAUGUUUUGAAGUCUGGUUUCAUCACAGAAAUCUUGAAGCUAAGGUGUUGGACAAACUGAUUCACGGCGUGUGACAUUCAUGUUCGUCAUAUGGUCUAGAAGUUGAAUAUCUUGUAGAUCUAGAGAAGGGAUGCAAGCACGUCCUUAUAAAAGAUUUUGAAGAAGCCGUAACAUGCCUUUGAAGAGGACUCAAAUAGUGUUUGUGGCAGGUUUGAAACGGCCGUUGCAAAGGGAGGUUAACCUCCGCAGUCCCUCCUCCCUACCGGCUGCCUUCGCCCUUGCUCGGGAACUUUCAGCUUGCCACUCUGAGGCAGCUUUGGUCUACACCCAAGGGACACGCCGCGCCUGGACUCCUCAACCUCCAUCCAAUUCAGCUGCGUCCAGCCCCGGUCUUCUCCCCACUCCUCGCCCGACACCGGCUGGCCCCAAAACUCCCGGCCCUCCUGCCACUGCGGGUUUACCCGUUGUUCGUCUGACCGAUGGGGUCAAGGCGGAACGCAACAAGAAAGGAUUAUGCUGGUAUUGCGAUGAAAAGUACACCCCGGCACACAACUGCAGACGUCGUUUUCUUCUCCUAAUGGGCCCCGAUGAUGAGGAUUCAGAGCCGGAACCUCCCCCCGCGGCAGACCUGGUGGACGACGCGCCGAUCAUUCUCGGUGAUAUUUCAACUAUGCAUUCUUUGGCCGGCAGCCCUAGCCCGCGGGCCUUAAAAGUUGCUGGGUCUGUUAACUCGGCGGUGGUCCAGGUCUUGUUAGACAGCGGCAGUACUCAUAAUUUUAUCCACCCUACCGUUGCGAAACGUUUGGCUUUGGUUCUACAUCCGGUUACACCGUUUCGGGUCUAUGUUGGGGAUGGUGACUCCUUGCGCUGUUCGUACUCGUGCCCGGGGACUCCUCUUCGGUUACAAGGCCACCUCUUUGAUGUCGACUUAUAUUUGUUGGAAAUUCAUGGGCCGGACAUUGUGUUGGGAGUACAGUGGCUUCAAACCUUAGGGAAGGUUUCACAUGACUACGCCACAAUGACAAUGGAAUUUGUGUGGAAAGGGGAAACUAUUAUCUUACGAGGUGACACGGUUGAGCCUCGCCCGAUUUCCUACGGUCGGCUGUGCUCUUUGGCACGGGAUGCAGUAUCUUGUGAUCUCUACGAACUCACCACGGCAUCCUUGGAUUCCACAGUGACGGAGGACGGCCCAGCACUGCCGACUGACUUGCCACCGGCGGCCCGCUCCCUUCUCCAGACCCAUGCCAGGCUCUUCGGCCUCCCUUCGGGUCUGCCACCAGCAAGGGUGUGGGACCAUUGCAUACAUUUAGUCCCGGGGGCAAAGCCAAUCAACGUUCGGCCAUACAGCCGAAAGUUGGGUCCCCGUCGUCGAGCCGCUUCCACCUAUCACAAGGAGCUAUAUGCAAUAGUGGAGGCCGUUCAAAAGUGGCGGCAAUACCUCCUUGGUCGUGAAUUCGUGAUCCGCAGUGACCAACGCAGCUUGAAGGAGCUCCUGUCCCAAGUAAUUCAGACACCGGACCAGCAGUUUUAUAUCCGGAAGUUGAUGGGGUACACAUUUCGGAUUGAGUACAAGAGCGGGUCCUCAAAUAAAGCGGCCGACGCGCUGUCCAGACGCAAAGAGGAAGGAGAUGCCGCGGGUGUUUUUGCAGCGUACGCACGUCCAAUUCCAUCCAUCUUGACAGACAUUAAGCGCGAGAAUGAAAGUACCCCGGAGAUACAAGCCAUUCACGCCGGGAAAGCCUCACCAGAUUACACCGUGCAGGAUGGGGUUCUGUACUACAAACGGCGGCUGUACAUAGGGGCUGCUUCUCCUCUCCGGGCACAAUUUCUACUUGAAUUCCACAGCACGCCUCUCUCCGGUCACCAAGGCGUGGAGCGCACCUUCCGAAGAUUGGCCGACGUCUUUUACUGGUGCAACAUGCGACGGGACGUUCGUCACUUUGUAGCCGCAUGCACCGUCUGUCAAGUCACCAAGUACUCCACACAGAAGCCUGGAGGUCUGCUCCAGCCGCUGCCCGUGCUGGAUCGGGUUUGGGAGUCCGCAUCCAUGGACUUUAUUACGGGAUUACCCCCGUCUCGCGGCCUCACAGUAAUCAUGGUGGUCGUCGAUCGGCUGUCCAAAUACGCACAUUUUGGUGCUCUGAGUCCCGGGUAUGAUGCCCCUAAGACAGAUGGGCAGACGGAGGUCACCAACCGCGGCUUGGAACAGUAUCUCCGGGCCUUUGCACAUGAACGCCAGCAGCGUUGGUCAUGGUUUCUCGCUUGGGCAGAGCUGGCGCUGAAUUGUUCCCACCAUGAAGCCCUGGGCAUGUCCCCUUUCCAAGCUCUCUAUGGCCGCCCUCCGCCGUCCCUUUUCCCGACCUUGUCUAUCCGUGCGCGGACCCCCACAAUUGAGGAAUUGUUGCGGGACAGGGCUGCCAUGCUGGCAGAAUUGAAGCUACAGUUGAAGAAAGUGCAACAGCGGAUGCGGGACCAGGCGAACCAGCACCGCCGGGACGUUUCCUUUGCCGUAGGGGAUUACGUCCUUCUCAAACUCCAGCCGUACCGGCAGCACUCGGUGGCACGGCCAGUGUCCCUCAAACUGGCCCGACGGUAUUACGGUCCGUUUGAGGUUAUGGAGCGUAUCGGGGAGGUUGCCUAUCACUUGCGGCCGCUAGAGGGGUGUCUCAUUCACGACGUCUUCCACGUGUCGCUGCUGAAGCCAUUUCGUCAGGAGGGGGAAGGGUUGCCGCACCAGUCCCUCCCGCUGGAAUUUUUGGGUGGUCUUCCAGUCUCUCGGCCAGAGGCAGUUUUGGCGCAGCGGACAGUGCUAGUUGACGGGUCUCCGCAAGAUCAAUGGCUCAUUCGUUGGACGGAUGGCUCGCAUGGGGACAAUACAUGGGAACCCGUGGUGGAGCUUCAACGACACUUUCCGAAUCUACGUCUUGAGGACAAGCCGGCUCUUAACCCCGGGGGAAUUAAUACGGACACGAAACCUAGGGUGAACGACGAGGACACAAUCGCGACAAGACGUUCAAAGAGGCACGUGGGACCGCCACCCGAUGGUGGCAGGCUGAACGGGGUGGCCUACGCCGGGACUGUGGCCAGGAUUGUCGCCGUUAACAUAGCCGUAGGCAGUGGAGCCGCCUUCAUUAUUAUUGCCGUUGCUGGACGCCACGUUGUAUGGCAGCUGAUGAAAGUGAUGAGGUUUCAUCAGUGGUCUUUCUUGGCUCACAUGAAUCCCAAAGGAGAAAAGCAGUGCCAGAAACACAGCACAAGUUCAGAGCAAACGAAGGAUGCGAUGUGGGAUCGUAUCGAGGAGAAGUUCUUCACGGCGAUGAACAAGGACGGCUCCUACCGUACCCGGGACCAACUCACUUCCAAAUGGAGCCACAUCAACCGUAAAGUCCGAAAGUUUUUCGGAGUUUACGAGGAAUGCGCCCGGUCCCGGAGGAGCGGGACGAACGAUGCUGAUGUUCUCCGGCUUGCCACUACCUGGUAUCAAGAUGACAGACACCAAGGCAAAGUGCCCAUCGAUCUUUGGAUGAUUUUGAGCCGUUCCCCGAAGUGGCAACAACUCAACAAUCCCGAUGGCGGAUCAUCAAAGAAAAGAUCCUCCGUCGACCCCGAGGUUGAGGUCGACGAUACUAUCGGUUCGUCUGAACAAAUGCCUCCCUUCAACGUUGCGGAUUCCGAUGACGAGGACCCCAUUCCACGGUUGAUUAGAAGAAAGAAGGCAAAAUCCAUUGCCUCGGGUUUUGGAGGGUCCGGCUCUGUUUCCGUUUCUUCUCGCGACGAUAUCGGUCGGGCAAUGGUUGAACAACUUCGGGUGUUCAAUCUUCGAGAAGAAGAAAGGAUGAAGCGAAAGGACCAGGAGAUGAAGCGAAAGGAGCAGGAGGACGAGAUCAAAAUCAUGGAAACCGACCUUUCUACGUUAUCGGGUUUCAAACGGAUGAUCUACGAGCAAAGACAAAGAGAGAUCAAGGCGAAAUAUAAUUUACCUUAGUUUUUUAUCAAUGUAUCUUUUUUAUUAUUGUCAUUUUUUUAAUUUAAUGAAUGUAAUUUUUUAAAUUUUAAAUUAUUAUCGUUUCAAUUUUCUAUAAAUUUAAUGAAUGUAUUUUUUUAUUAUUCGUGUUUCAAUAUAAUUAAAUAAUAAAUUAAUUACAUUUUA